Dipodomys ordii (Ord's kangaroo rat) is the source of this 954-nucleotide messenger RNA. It is a transcript of the gene Ibsp, whose product is annotated as integrin-binding sialoprotein. The transcript is spliced from 6 exons. Gene Ontology annotation, biological process: cell adhesion; extracellular matrix organization; bone mineralization. Bases 1 to 954 code for a protein of 317 amino acids. The record is from RefSeq and is a predicted model, not a curated record. Gene Ontology annotation, cellular component: extracellular region. NCBI's taxonomy places the organism in Eukaryota, Metazoa, Chordata, Mammalia, Rodentia, Heteromyidae.
AUGAAGACUGCUUUAAUACUGCUCAGCAUUCUGGGAAUGGCCUGCGCAUUCUCAAUGAAAAAUUUGCACCGAAGAAUCAAAUUAGAAGAUUCUGAAGAAAAUGGGAUCUUUAAAUACAGGCCACGAUAUUAUCUUUACAAACAUGCCUUCUUCUAUCCUCCACUGAAGCGAUUUCCAAUUCAGGGAAGAGGUGACUCUUCCGAAGAAAAUGGAGAUGGUGACAGUUCGGAUGAGGAGGAAGAAGGAGAGGAGACUUCAAAUGAGGAAGAGAACAAUGAAGAUUCUGAUGGAAAUGAAGACGAAGAAUCUGAAGCAGAGAAUACCACCCUCUCUACUGGGACACCAGGCUAUGGGCAAGAGAUCACAUCUGGAACAGAAAGCAUGGGGUUAGCUGCAAUCCAGCUUCCCAAACAGGCUGUGGACACAGAAAACAAGUCCACCAAAGUGAAGGAAAGUGAGGAAGAAGAUGAAGAGGAGGAGGAAGAGGAAGAAAAUGAAGAAAGUGAAGCAGAAGUGGAUGAAAAUGAACAAGAAAUAAAUGGCACCAGCACCAACAGCACAGAAGUGGACAGUAGCCAUUAUAGCAGCCGUGGCGACAAUGAUGCAGGUGGUGCAGAAAGAAGUGUCAGUACAGUCAGUGCAGGAGGAACCACAACCACUAGUGCUGGUUUUCAGAGAACAACAUCUGUAAAUGGUGGGUUAGUACCCACAACCCCCCCACAGGAGGCCUAUGGAGCCACCUCUCCACCCCUUGGGAAAACCACCACAGCUGAUUAUGAAGGGGAGUAUGAACAAAUAGGUAACACUGAAUAUGACAAUGGGUAUGAAGUCUAUGACACUGCAAAUGGGGAACCUCGUGGAGACAAUUACCGAGCCUAUGAGGAUGAAUACAGUUACUACAAAGGGCAAAGUUAUGGUGGCUAUGAAGGUCAAGAUUACUACUACCAUCAGUGA